This is a messenger RNA of Cercopithifilaria johnstoni, 903 nucleotides long. NCBI's taxonomy places the organism in Eukaryota, Metazoa, Nematoda, Chromadorea, Rhabditida, Onchocercidae. The record is from the annotation of a GenBank genome assembly.
AUGACAAAUGGUAUUUGUAUACGAACAAAUAAUGAUUAUGGUUUUUGUGAGGAAUAUCCAAAUUUCCUUCCACAAAUAUGGUUCUCAUGUCCUGGCCUAAAUUCCAAUCAGAUCUUUGGCACAGAUAAUAUGAUAUGCAAUCCGUAUCCAUAUGAUUCAGAAUCUUAUCAAAUUUUCUCCAAGGAUAAAUUCAUAUCUGAUGGACAGUGUAUCAUUCGAUAUAAAGAUCGCGAUUAUGAAGUGCACUGUUGUUGCUAUCAUUUUCGGCAGAACUGUACGAUACGAUUAGAUAAUAAAAUGCAUAUAUGUGCUGAUCGAACUGAGAUGGCAGAAAAUGGUAUUAAACAAACUGUUAUUACUACAACACUUCAAUCUUUACCACUUGGAAGUAGCUGCUUUACAUCUUUUCAAUUAAAUAUAACCGAUGAAGAAACGGUGCAUUUGAUUAGCACUUCAUAUGGUGUACCAACAAUGACCAGAAAUGACAUCCACCGAUGCUACCAGUAUAUCUCAGAAGAUCAGUCCAUACAAUGUUCUGCAACUGAAAGCUGCCAAAAGAUGUGCCCAUUAGUAGCGCCUAUUCCGGCUAAUUUAUCUCAUACGUUAACGGAAUUUGGUCAACAAGUUCUUAUCAAUAAUAACAACAAAUAUAUGCUAACAAAAUGCGCUUAUCGUCAUAUACUACAACAUAUUUUCUUCUCUAAAAUUUAUGCUAAUAAUUGCAUCUUAUACUAUGAUUUCAAUUUGAUGAAACCGUUAAAUCUCAUAUAUGGCUAUAAUAUGGAAUUUGAAAGUUCAGCGGAAGAAAUUUACGGUAGCAAAAACGAAUUGACCGUAGCUGAUGUUUUUGAAUAUAGAAAUCUGGAAAACCGUAAGAAUUAUUUUUUUUUGUCUCUCUAUUAA